Molecule: messenger RNA, 14510 nt
Organism: Dermatophagoides farinae (American house dust mite)
Lineage: Eukaryota; Metazoa; Arthropoda; Arachnida; Sarcoptiformes; Pyroglyphidae
Source: RefSeq, a predicted model, not a curated record
UGUGUGUAUGUGUCUGUUUCUAUAUUAUCUGUGUGUUUUAGUGUGGGCUUUUUUUACCUUAACCUUAUCGUCGGGCAUUUUUGCCUAUACACACAAUUGGAUUGAAUUUUUUUCGAUCAAUAAUGGCUAAUUAUUAUUAGUGAACCAUCUUAGUAUCGCAUCCAUCAACAAAAAUGUCUUAUAUGCGAUCAUCAUACAAGGCAUCAUCAUCAUCAUCAUCAUAUCGAUAUAGUAGUGGAAAUGAUGGCCUAGGAACUGGUAGUUCAACAUCCGCUUCACGAUUUCGAACAUCAUUCACAUCCGGUGAUGAUGAUAUUGGUGGUGGCGGUAGUAGUAGUUUUGGAACCUAUUCAACACGUCGAACAUCCAAUUAUGAACCAACAUCAUUAAGAAAUAUAGAUGAUGAUCUGGGAACAUCAUCCAUCGGUAGACGUUCGUAUCAAUCAUCACGAUUUACUACUGCCAGUCAUUUAGAUUCUGAUUAUGAUAUGACCGGCGAUAGUUCAACAAGUCGUUAUUCAUCAAGUAAAUAUAAAAUAACCAGCAUCGAUGAUGAUGAUGAUGAUUUGGGCAGCAGCAGAAUCACUAGUCGUAAAUAUUCUCGUUACAGUAGUCGAGAUGAUAAUGAAGGAGGUAUCACAGGCACGACUACCACCAGUCGUAUAUCACGAUAUUCAAGCUUAGAAUCACCUGGUGAUGAUGAUUAUGGCUUAUCUUCAAUGACAAGUUCAUCAACAAGACGUCGUACUAAACUUAGUUAUCUCAAUGAAGAUGAUGAUGUCGAUAAUGAUGAUGAUGGACGAUUUACAAGUUCACGUAAAUCAUUUCGACCAUCAUUAAGUUAUGAUGUAAAAUCGCCAUCAAUAAUCGAUGAUAAUGAUAAUCGAUUUUCAUCAUAUUCCGAUAGACGGCGUAGUACCGGUGUUACGUCCUCUAUAAAUCGUUCAUUAUCUCGAAUGGAUUCAAAAGAGGCUCAGAUAUAUCAAGUGAUUCUGGAUUAUAAGCCACCACGUAGUGCUACCGAUGAAAUCUGUCUAAAAGAAGGUCAAGAUGUGAUUGUGUUAAGCAAGGAUAAGCCACACAAAUGGAAAGUACGAACGAGAAAAAGUGUAAAUUUUCCGAAAAUCGAAGAAGGUUUCGCUCCAUCAGCCUAUCUAAAACCGACUAAUGAAAAACUUGAUGCCAAUGAAUCUGCAUCAUUACCAUCAGCAUCAUUGACAAUGGAAACCGAACGACCGAAAUCGGAUCAAACAAAAGAUUUAAAUAAGAAAAAAGACAUGAUUGUUCGCGAAUUAAUAGAAACAGAAGAAGACAUGAUACGAGAUAUGCAAUUUGUUGUUCGUACAUAUAUUCGACAAUCAGAUUCAUCUAUUACGCCAAAAGAAAUUCGAUCAGUCAAAGAUGAUAUAUUCCAUUGUUAUAAGGAAUUACUUGAAUUUCAUAAAGAUAUAUUGCUCAAAAAUUUCCAAACAUUGGCUAAAGAGCCAAGCAAGAUUGGUACAUUAUUCCUACGUAUUCAAUCGGAUUUCAUAAAUCAUAGCCGAUAUUGUCAAAAUCUACCGAAAGCAUUGGCCAUCCUGGAUGAUAAUUCUGAUGUUGCCGAAUAUUUUAAUAAUUAUUCAGUCAAAAUUAGGGAUGAAAAGCCUUUGUCUGAUCGCUUGAAACUACCAUUACAACGGCUCAAUGAUUAUCAACUAUUGUUAAAGGAGCUAUCGAAAAAUUUAUCACGCCUGGACGAAGAUGUUAGUGAUCUGGAAAAAGCAAUCAAAGUGGUAGCAUCCAUACCCGAUGCUGAAAUUGAAGAUGAAAACAAAUCUUUCGACACAGCGACAUUGGACAAAAAUGUUGAUUUCAAUUUGCCCACUGGUUCAUCCGAAAAGCUUAGUAAUCUUCUUAAGAAUGUUUUACAGGCCAAAGAUUUCUUUGAUGUAAUUGAUACGGAUGGUACCACUCGUGAACGAUUCAUUUUCUUUUUCAAAUCUCGUAUGUUUAUCACUGAAAUUAAUAAAAAUCUAACCGCUGAUCAACGAACGUAUAAUGUUGAAAAAAUUAUCAAGUUGCCGCAAGUGGAAAUCAGUGAUGAAGAUGCCAAUACAUUGAUCAUUAAAUCAAAAGAUACCUCGGAUUCAAAUUUUCCCAUACGGUUACGAUGUCAAGACCAGGAACGAAUCAAAUCCUGGUUAAAGAUGAUUAAUUCAUUGCCAAGUAAAAAGCGAAGAAGAAUUUGUCGAGGAUCAAAUAAAGUUACCUUUUGUCACACAGUCUCAAGAAAAAAGCAGGAGCCCAAACAGAAUUUGACUGAUGAGAAUAAUAAUAAAAUAUUGGAAGAACGAUCUAGAUUUAAAGAUUCAAGACCACCUGAUCAGAAACCCGAGCAAGAAAAAAGUAAAGCACCUGAAGAAGUAAAUGAAGAACCGAUUCAAACAAAAAUAGUCAAACCAAUAACAGCGGAAAAAGUCGAUUCAACAGCGGUGGAUACACCAACCAAAUAUGCCAUCGUUAGAGAUUUGAAAUCCGAAACCAAACAAGUAGGCGAUAUGGCCACUUUUCAUUGUCAAGUUACACCCGGUACCACUAAUGUUCAGUGGUUGAAAGAUAAUGCUGUCUUAUCCGGGACAAAUUAUCGAACCUAUAAGAAAGGUGACAGCUACUUUCUUGAACUUAAUAAUCUGACUAUCGAUGAUAAUGGUAUCUAUACGUUUGUUGCGUCUGAUUCGAAAACAUCGGUUGCAUCCAGUUCAACAUUAAACGUUCUUUGCGGUGAUUCACGUCCAACUAGUCCAGGAGGUUCAUUUCUGCCUCAUCCACCGAAAUUCAAAGUUAAACUCAAGGAUACUGAUUUAUUGGAAGGCGCCAGUUGUGUACGCUUUGAAUUGAUUGUUCGAGGCCUACCAAUACCGAUAGUUCAAAUUUUCAAAGAUGAUCGAUUGCUAGAAGUUAAUGACCGUGUCCAAGUGCUUUUUCAAUCAAAAGAAGUGUUUGAAAUCGUCCUGACGAAUGUUUGUCAAAGUGAUGCUGGUGUAUAUCGAUGUGUUGCAACCAAUCCUGAAGGACAGGCUGAAACUUCUGGCAGAAUAACCGUUACGAAGAAUAAGGAUGUUUUCUUUGGUCUGGACGAGAAUGCCCCAAUACCGCCAAGAGAUCCAUACAGUCCUCGUUGUAUGUCACCUGCAUUUAAAUGGUUCAAAGAUGGUAAAGAAUUCGAAGCAAGUGAACGUUUUCAGGUUCAAUUCGAUGACCAAGAAGAUACGGUUGCAUUAAUAUUUCAGCAUGUAACACCGGACGAUGCUGGCCUAUAUACGUGUGUUGCAUCCACUUGUAGUGGGAAAAUCUCCUGUCAUGCUGAACUUAAUGUUCAAGGUGUUGUGGAACAGCUACCGAAACCGCCUAUAGCUCCAAAAUUCCUCAAAGAAUUGUCUAAUGUUGAUGUGUGUAAAGGUCAAAAUGUUGCGUUGCUCGAAGCCCAAGUAAUUGGCUAUCCGAAACCAGUAAUUUCCUGGUACAAAGAAGAUCGUAAAAUUGAAUCUAAUGAUCACUACAAAAUGAUGGCCGAAGGUGAAGAAAACGUUACAUUGAUGAUUAAAAAUGUCAGUGCUGAAGAUGCAGGAAAGUAUCGACUUCAGGCUGAAAAUCAAUUGGGCAUGAUUGAAUCAUCGGCCGCUUUAGCUGUUGUCAAACAACCAGAAUUUACUAAAGCUUUGGAUCGUAUAGAAGUCAACGACAAUCAACAACUGGUCAUUGAACAAACAUAUGAUGCAGUACCGGCACCUACCACUGUUAAAUGGCAAAAAGAUGGCCAAGAUUUGCCCGCAUCCAAACGAAUUCAAAGUUCAAUCGAUGCUGACAAACAAAUUGUACGACUAGUAAUAGAUAAAGCAACAUCAGAAGAUGCUGGCAACUAUGUAUGCAUGAUUGCUAACAAUCUUGGAACAGCCAAACAGAACACACAAGUUUUGGUCAAAUCAUCGGCUCCAAAGUUCCUACGGAAAUUAGAAGCUAUUCAGGUUAAAGAACACGAGAAAGCUAUAUUCACUGCUCAAUAUGAUGCUGCAGCAACUGGUACUCGUGUAGAAUUCUAUAAAGAUGAUCGUCUUAUUAAAUUGGAUGAACGUAUUCAACUUAAACAAGAAAAAGAUGGUCAUUUCUCUUUGAUCAUUGAUGAUGCAUCUACCGAUGACGAGGGCAAAUAUAAAUGCAAAAUAAAAAAUGAUCAAGGUUCCGACGAAGCUGAUGCUAAUUUGGUCGUAAUCAAACAGAAUGCUGCCCCUGAAUUCAAAGAGAAAUUACAAGAUUUACAAGCUCAAGUGAACGAUGAAAACAUUCAACUUGCAGUGAAAGUGGAUGGACAACCACGACCUGCUGUACAAUGGCUUCAUGAUGGAAAACUCAUUAGUCAAUCCAGUAAUGAUUUACCCUAUAAAAUUAUCGACAAAGAUGACAGCUCAAUUUUGAUCAUACCAAAAGUGGCUGCUGAACAUGCUGGCCAAUAUGUCUGUCGUUCAGAAAAUGCUCAAGGUCAAGCUGAAACUGCCGCUGAAUUAAUCGUAAAAUGUGCACCCUAUGUUGUCAAACAUCUAGGCAAUGUCGAAUCAAAUGUGGGCCAAGAAGUUAAAUUAACGGCCAUCAUCAAAGGCAUUCCAAAACCAGAUGUUGUGUGGACAUGUAACGAUAAGAAAAUUGUGGCUACCAAUAAAAAAACCGAAGGAUAUGAUGAAGCUAACUGUGAAUAUUCAUUGGUCAUUUAUAAAUUUCAGGAUGAUGAUGCUGGUGAAUACAUGAUUAAAGCCACCAAUCACCUUGGUCAAUGUGAAUCAAAAGCACAGGUUCAGGUGGCAUCCAAACCGCUUUUCAGCAAAGUGUUGAAGAAUAUCGUUGCUAAAGAAAUGCAAAGCAAUGUAGAAAUGGUAGUACAAUUGGAUAAAAGUUCCAGUAAGCCAUUGGUAAAAUGGUAUAAAGAUGAUAAAGAAAUCAAAGAUUCGGAUAAAAAUUACAAAAAAAUUGAAGAUAAAAUGGACAAUUCAUACAAAUUGAUCGUAAUGAAAGCCACUGAAGAAAUGGUUGGUAAAUAUAAAUGUGUAGCAUCGAAUGAUUUUGGUGCCACUGAAACGGCCGCACGAUUUGAUUUGCUUGCUCCACCUCGAUUCAUCAAAGGAUUACAGGAUGUAGACAUUAUGGAAGGUAAUAAUGUUUCGAUGACCGUACAAUUGGCUGGAUUUCCAAGACCUGAAGUUACAUUCUACAAAGAUGGUGAAGAGAUCAGUACAUCUGCUCAUGUGGUUAUCCGUAAAGAAAUGGAUGAUAUUUAUCAAUUUGAAAUUGAAAAUAUCCGUAUCAUAAUGAGUGGUGAAUAUGAAUGUCGAAUCAAGAACGAAGCUGGUGAAGCAUCAACCAAAGGUGUUAUUACGGUUAGUUCGAAACCACAGUUCUUGAAAAAUCUAACCGAUCAAGUUGUGAGCACUGGUGAUGAUAUUCGAUUAGAAGUGACAGUUACUGGAGAACCAUCACCACAGAUUAAAUGGUUUAUCAAUGGUAAAGAAGCCAAAGGUAGUGAACGAAUCCUUUUCGAUGCUCGUGAAGAAUCAUACAGUAUGAAGGUGCCAAAUGCACAGGAAUCUGAUUCUGGCACUUAUCAUUGUUUAGCAUCGAAUAAAAUUGGUGAACAAAUGUCUGAUAAAGCUGAGAUUAAAGUGAUGACCAGUAAUACUUCUCCGGUGAUUUCAAAACCAAUUCAAGAUUCAGCCAUUGUAAUUGAUGAUAAUGUACGUUUCGAAACCGUCAUUACUGGUGUACCAAAACCAGAUAUAAUAUGGACAAAAGAUUCAAUUCCACUUAAACCAAAUGAUCAUAUUCUCAUCAAAACUGAUGGUGAUACACAUACGUUGAUUAUGAAGAAUUGUACACAACAGGAUUCCGGUGUUAUUGGUUGCGAAGCUAAAAAUGUGGCCGGUACCUUGAAACAAAGUGCUCAACUUGAAGUAGAAGAGCCAACAAUUCCUACCAUCAAUGGUCUUGAUGAUAAACGUGUUGUCGAUGGUGAACCGAUACGUUUCGAAUCCAAAAUUACUGGUUUUCCUAAACCAAUUGUUGAAUGGUUUCAUGGAGAAGAUCUACGACCGAUCACUGAAACAGAUGAUCUAGCUAUUGUUUGUGAACCUAAACGAAAUGUAUAUGGUAUUGAUUUCCAAUCGUUUCCUUCAAAUAUGGCUGGUCCAUACGUAUGUCGUGCUACAAACAGUGCUGGUACGAUUGAGAAAAAUUUUGCUGUCGAAAUUGGUGGUAAAAAGCCAACUUUCAUCAAAGAAUUGGAUGAAACACAGAUUGUCAUGUCGGUGGACAAACAAAACAAUAAAUUGAAAUUGGGUCAAAGUGCUAUAUUCGAAACAAUUGUUGAUGGUGUUCCUACGCCCGAUGUUCAAUGGCUUAAAAAUGACCAACCAUUAUUGCCAUCUCCACGUGUACUGAUCGAUUCGAAUGAUAUGGAACAUAAACUGGAAGUGAAGACCAUCACCAAAGAUGAUGUUGCCAAAUAUACAUGUAAAGCAACAAACAAAUUUGGUGAAGCACAAACAGUUUGUUUGCUAAAAUUUCUGAAUGAACCGCACGAACCAAUCAUCAAGAAACCAUUGGAAGAUGUGAAAUUAGAAGAAGGUGAAGAUCUAAAAUUGUUUUGUAAAGUAGAUGGUGAACCAAUGCCAGCUGUUCGUUGGAUGAAAGAUAAACAACCAUUGGAACAAAGUUCAGAUAGUCGAUUGACGCUAGCAUCCAAUAAGGAUGGCAGUACACAAUUAGUUAUCGAAAAAGUACAAAGAUCUGAUUCAGGUCAAUAUCAUGUGGAAGCCGAGAAUGCUAAAGGCGUUGCUUCUACCGAAGCUAAAGUUUUGGUUGUCGAACCACAACGUCCGCCAUCAUUCCCUGAACCAUUGAAAGAAUUGGUACAAGUUGAAACGAAUAAACCAUUAAUAUUGGAAGCACAAGUUUUUGGAUUACCUCCACCCAAAAUUGAAUGGCUCAAAGAUGGAAAACCAAUCGGAAAAAGCCCCAGAAUACAGCUGGUCAAAUCGGACGAAGGCAAAUGUCAGUUACAAAUUAAUCAGGCCAAACCUCAAGAUGCUGGUGUUUACACAUUGAAAGCUACAAAUGCUAACGGUGAAAUGUUAACCGAAUCGAAAGUAGAAGUAACACCUGAACCAUAUGCUCCGUUAUUCGUUGAAGAUUUACCAGUCAAAUUACAGGUGCAAGUGGGCGAACCAAUUGAAAUACGUUCUAAAGUACAGUCAUAUCCAGCUGCCAAAGUGACCUGGAUGAAAGAUAAGAUUCCAUUAUCAUCAGCUAUUGAUGAACGAAUCAAAAUUACCGAUGAUGAUCAAGGGCAGACUUGUCUAGCGAUUCAAUCUGCUAAGCCAGAAGAUCAAGGAACCUAUACGUUAAUGGCUGCUAAUCUGAUUGGUGAAACUUCUGUCAGCACCAAAGUUGAGGUUGCCCAACCACAGCAACCGAUCACGGAAGAACCAAUGGUUGCUAAAGAUAAAAAAGAUGUCGAAAAAACCAAACCUGAACCAGAAAUCACUAUCAAAGAAGGUAUGCCAAAUCAACAGAAUGUAGCCGUUGGUCAAGAUCUUCAAUUAUCGAUGAAAUUAUCGACAACUGGCCCAGCUUCUGCUAUCAAAGCAAAUGAUGUUCGCAUUUACAAAGACAAUAUUCCAUUGCAAAAAGCCGAUGUUAAUGAUUUGAAAAUUAACGAUGCUGGUGAAGUACAAUUUACCCAUGUGAAAUGUUCUCCACAGGAUAGUGGAUUAUAUCGAAUUGAAAUCGAAACGCCCACUCAAAAUUUAAGCAAUUCUUGUUUGGUCAAUGUUGUUUCUGAUAAUGACCAAGCAGCCAAAGAUGGAGCGAAAGAUUUAGCGAAAUAUCCACUGAAAUUUGAACGGGAAUUAUCUGCUGUACAAGUCGAAUCAGGCCAACCUUGUCGUUUACAAUGUGCUGUUGAUUUGACCAACGGUUUGAAUGUCAAUGAUUUGAUCGUUGCCUGGUUCAAAGAUGGAGAAGAAUUAUUACCUGGUGAACAUCAUGGUUUCGUAAAAGAACCAAAUGGAACCAUUGCUCUUCUCAUUGAUUCAUUUGCGACCAAAGAUGUUGGUGAAUAUCAAGUGAAAAUCAUGGACAAACAAGGCACAACGAUUUUCAGUGCCGCUCGAGCUUCCCUUAAAGCGGCUGAAGCUAAAACAAAACCAGAAAUUGUGGAAGGACUAAAUGAUACGAAAGUAGAUGAAGGCAGUCAAUUGUGUCUCAAAUGUCAUUUGGCAACUCCGUUGCCCACACCUAUUCAAACUAAAUGGUAUUGCAAUGGAAAAGAAUUACAGGAAACAGAUUCAAUCAAAUUUCUCAACUUUCCCGAUGGAACAGUCUUGCUUCAAAUGAGUAAGAUUGAAUCAGCAAAUUCUGGCCAAUACAAAGUGGUAAUAUCAAAUCAGCAUGGUGAUUCUACAAGCGAAGCAAAAGUUUCCAUCAUGAAACCAGUACAAACGACUGUCAAACCUACGAUGCGUAAAGGUUUAGAAUCGACAACUUUGAUAGCCGGUGAACCAGGUGUCAUUGAAUUUCAAGUUGAUUGUGGUGCUGACAACGAUAGUGGUGACAUUAAAUUCUUGCUUGGAUCUCAAUUGAUCACACCAGAUGAUCGUAUACACGUACAACGAUUACCAGAUGGUACUAUACGACUUAAAUUUGAUCAAGUCAAAUUAACCGAUGGUGGUACAUAUACGGCCAUAUUCAAAAAUGAUGGUGGCGCAAUCGAGACUGGCUGUCAGAUUACUGUACAUUCAAAACCAGUAAUCCUCAGUCCAUUGGAAGAUAUGAUUGUGAAGGAGAAAUGUUCAACCAAAUUUGAAGUGAAAAUUGAGGCCAACCCUGAAGCAGAUAUUGUAUGGAUGCGUAAUGGUUCCAAGAUUCAAAUUGAUGGUAAACACUAUUCAACUGGCAAAACAAAUGACAAUACAUACACAUUGACAAUUAAUGAUUGUGUUCAUCGUGAUAAAGCUGAAUACACUGUAAAAGCAACAAAUGAUCUUGGAACGGCUACAUCUAAAGCUCAUUUGGAUAUUCUUUAUGGCAGUGAAUUUGAAGAAUGUCCACCGACAUUCACUGAACAACUAAAUGAUCUGAGCGCUGGUAAAGGAGAUGCCGUUCAGCUUAAGGCUAAAAUCAAAUCUCAUCCGGUACCGAAAAUUGUAUGGAAAAAAGAUGGACAAGAAUUACAAAUGUCACCAGAUAAAGUGUUCACCUCUUUCAACGGUGAAGAUAUUGAAUUGACCAUAUUGAAUUUCGAUAAAUCAGAUGUUGGUAUCUAUGAAGUUUGUGUGGGAAAUUCGUUAGGUCAAACCAGUUCGACUGCUCGUGUUGUUGAACAUGCAAUGACUAAACCACAAUUUGUUCGAAAAUUAUCCGACUUGGAAGCUCGGCCAGGUUCGGAAACAAAAUUAACAUGUCAAGUAGAAGGAUAUCCAUUGGCCGAUAUCCAAUGGACAUUCAAUGGUCGACCUAUUGAAAGUGGUUCAAAGUAUUCUAUCACUCGUGAUGAUCACAAUGGCAAUCAAAUGUUGACCAUCUUCGAACCUACUUUGGCCGAUUCUGGUAUCUAUGAAUGUGUGGCCACCAAUCAAGUUGGAUCGGAUAAAACAUCAUCGAAUGUUUUGUUUGGUGAAAAAGCAGGUGAAGCAGCUCAUUUUAUCACCAAAUUGCAAGAUUGUGAUUGUUCCAAAGGAUCAACAUGUCGUUUCACUGCCUGUGUUGUUGGUAAUCCAACACCAGAUUUCAAAUGGUUUAAAGAUGAUAAAGAAAUUACAAUCGAUGGCUCAAAAUACAUUUUCCAAUGCAAUCCAAAUGGAAUGAUAACGUUUGAAAUUCAUAAUAUUGAUGAUGGAGACAUUGGCCGAUAUCGAUGCAUGGCUAGUAAUAAAUUUGGCAGCGAUAAUUCUAUUGGACAACUAAAUUACGAGACCACCAUUAAUGGUUUAGAUCGAAUGCAACAAUCACAUAAAUCAAUGAAAAGUGCACAACGAAUCAAAGAUGCUGCUGAUGAAUUAUCAUUUGGACAAUCAGGCGUGCCAAAAGCAUUAUGUGAUAAGCCUAUUAUUACGAAAAUGAUUGAUAACAGUCUUACCUUGAUAUGGUUUCCAUCAAUUCCUGAACAACCCCGUUUUCCUGUUUCCUAUGUGGUUGAAUUUUCAAAAAUUUCCGAUGGCAUUUGGAAUGUUUGUCAUGGCAACAUUAAGGAUUGUAAAUGUGACAUUGUUGGUCUUGAACCAUUUGAAGAUUAUGGAUUUCGUGUACGUGUAGAAAAUAAAUUUGGUAUAAGUGAUCCAUCACCAUCGGCCACUGCAUUCCGAUCACAAUUGAAAGAUGAAGAAGCCACUGAAAAAGCUGCAAAAGAAACGAAGAAAAAACCAGAUGAUUAUUAUUUGGAACAUCGUCCACCUGAAAAAGUUGCUGCUGCACCCACUUUUGUCCGAGAUGAACAUGAAUCAAUGUUUGGUGUGAUUGGACAACCGGUUACAAUAGAAUUCUGGGUUUAUGGAUAUCCAGAACCUGAGAUUGAAUGGUUUUUUGGUGAUCAUAAGAUUGAUAGCAAUGAUCAACGUUUCAAAUUCAUGAAAGAUCGAAAUGGUAAAACAUGUUUAUUCAUCAAUCGAAUGACCGAUUCUGAUGCUGGAUAUUACACUUGUGUGGCUAAAAAUGAACAUGGUGAAGAGAAAAAAACGAUCAAAGUUGUAAAAGCAGAUGCUCCAAAAUUCAUAAAAUUAUUGGAUGAAACAAAUGCUAUUGCUCGAAAUCAUAUUCGCCUGUCAUGUUCGGUAAUGUCAUCACCGCAAGCAACAAUCAAAUGGUUCAAAGAUUUUCAACCAUUACAUGAUACUAGUCGAUUAAAAAUUGUUGGAGAUACAGAUAAUCUGUCCAUUGUAAUCAAUGAUGCUAUUGUUCGUGAUAGUGGUUUAUAUUCAUGUACGGCUACUAAUUUUGCCGGUUCGACUACAACUUCGGCUUAUGUAACCGUACAGGAACAACAGAUCAGCUAUGAUAAAUAUCCAUUUAGCUAUAAAGAUGCAAUGAAACCGAAAAACAAACCAAUGGAACAAUUAUAUGAUAUUGGUGAUGAAUUGGGCCGUGGUACACAAGGUGUUACCUAUCAUACUGUUGAACGUUCUACUGGAAAAAGUUAUGCUGUAAAAAUGAUGCAUGGAACCGGUGAAAUGCGGCAAUUUAUGAAUUCAGAAUUGGACAUUAUGAAUCAAUUAGGUGCUCAUGAACGCCUGGUACAAUUACACGAUUGUUUCGCUAGUACACCAUAUUCAAUGUCAUUGAUAACCUCCAUGAAUGGUGGUGGAUCAUUGAUGGAUUUCGUAAUGAGAAAAGGCACAAUCAGUGAACAAGAAGUUGCCGAAUACAUUAAGCAGAUUCUUGAAGGAUUGCAUUAUAUGCAUUUCAAAAAUAUUGGUCAUCUUGGCCUUACUAUCAACGAUAUUCUAAUGGAACGAAUCGAUGGUCCAGAUAUAACCAUCUGUGAUUUUGGACUAGCUCAACGCCUGACACCCGGUGCAUCAGUCUAUGUGGAAUUUGGACAACCCGAAUUCAUUUCACCUGAAAUUGUCGAAAAGAAUGCCGUCACGUUGACCACCGAUGUUUGGUCAGCCGGUAUCGUUGCCCAUAUUCUUUUGACCGGUAUAUCACCAUUCUUGGGCGAAAAUGAUCGUGCCACAAUGCAUAAUAUCCAGAACAAGAAUCUUGAUUUAUCCGAUGAUAAACUUGGUCACAUUUCUGAACAGGGUCGUGAUUUCCUGAGGAAAACAUUGAAUUUCAAUGCCACUGAACGUUUAGAUGUGAAACAAGCGUUGAAUCAUCCAUGGAUUAAAUCAAGUUUACAUUCACCAUAUAAAUCUUCCUUGGACAUUAUGGAUAAGCUACGUGAUUAUAAGAAUAGUUCAUAUAAAUGGUAUCAGAAUGCAUCGUGUCGUCGAUACUAUCGCCGUCGACCACUGCAUUCAUGUUAUACACAUCCAAGUCGAAUGAUUUAUCCACCUGGCGAACAAUAUAGUCCUUUAGUAUCACCGGAACGAGAAAUCAAAAGAUUUCAACGAAAUGUUGCACCAUUCGAAAAUGUUUAUCCACCAAAUCAAACAUUUGGUGCAGAGAAUUUUACAUCCGAAAGUCAUUAUCAAUGUGGCCCAGACACUUAUCUUUUACAGCUUCGUGAUACAGAUUUUCCUGCACGUAUUCGUCGAUAUUUGAAAAUUGCUGCUGCCAAUAGUCCAAUGAUGGCUUCGAAUCUACAACAAGCUCAUUGGAGCCGUACAUCAUAUGUACCGGCCGGUACAUUUUCACAACCAUCGAUCAAAGAACGUCGUAAAUUUACCGACAUUAUGGACGAAGAAAUAAAUGAUGAAAUGCGCGGUAAACCGGGUCGUAAACCUAAACGUUUAGCAAGAGAAGUUGGAACUCCAUUGUAUUUACAUGGCCAAUUGAAAACAUUGAAAAAAGAAACUGGAAUCUCUAAACCCGAAACGAUUGAUAAUUCUGAUUUUGUAAUGCCAUUUUUCCGGGAAAAACUUCAAGAUACAUCUUUUCAAGACGAUGGAAGAGUGGUAUUCACUUGUUAUGCUAUAGGCUUGCCUACACCAUCAUACACUUGGUUCCGGAAUGAUUUGAUUGUUAUCGAAACAAAUCGAACCAAAGUGAAAAGAUUAGAUGAUGGUCGCUGCCAAUUGAUUUUGGAUCCAGCCAAAGAAUAUGAUUGUGGCGUUUAUAGGUGUGUUGCACGUAAUACCCUAGGCUCUGUGGUAAGCAGAGCACGUCUAUCGAUUGGUGAUGUUCCAAACAAUGUUGGCGCUCCUUCAAUCAAAGAUUAUUCGAACCAUGAUGUCUAUUUGCAAUGGUCAACACCAAAACAUGUAGCUGAUGCUCAUAUAGAAUCGUAUCGAUUAGAAAUGAAAAAAUUUUCCACUUCUGAAUGGUCAAUCGUCGAUUCGAAUAUUCAUCAAGAAUUCUACCUGGUCACCGGUCUUGAACCAAAUGAAUCAUAUCAAUUUCGAUUAUCAGCAAUGAAUAAAUUUGGAAAUAGUGAUCCAAGCCCACCAAGUGAACCUGUCACUAUGUUAUCUGCUGAUGAUGCUAGCAUAAAAACUAUCGCUUUACCAAUGGCCAUGCAAUUCGUUUGUAAUGAUUUGAUGGAAACGAAAUCGACUCCAAUCGAUUACAAUCAAGAAGUUCAACCAAUACAAUUGAUUAAAUCUGAAUUUAAAGAACUUUAUGAUUUUAAAUCAAUAAUUUCUACAGGAAAAUUCUCUGUUAUUGCUCGUGCUUACAUUAAAGAUGGUAGCAAGAAAACAUUGGCCUGUAAAUGUGUUCUUGUCCAAAGUGAAUCAGAAUCAUCGAUUAAUCAUGAAUAUGAAAUUCUUAAAUCGCUAGCACAUGAAAGAAUCGCCAGAUUAAUGUAUGCCAAUCGUGAUGGUAAUCUUUUCACUUUGGCUAUUGAACUAUGUUCUGGUUUAAAUGUUCUCACAUAUAUUUGUCGACGACAAUCAUAUAGUGAACAACAUGUGGCAACCAUACUUUGUCAGGUUUUAGAUGCCAUACAAUAUUUACAUUUUCGUGGUAUUGGCCUAUUGGAAUUACAACCAGAUAAUGUACUUGUUAUAAGUGAACAAAAUCUACAAAUUAAAUUGACGGAUUUUGCCAAUGCACGAUACAUCAAUUCCAAUCACACUAGUAGUGCUAAUACAAAUAAUUUGACAAUUUCCGCUAAUCCAGAAUAUAUUGCACCGGAAUUAAUUCGAAAUGAACCAGUGACGCUUCCAUAUACGGAUGUAUGGACAGUGGCGAUAUUGGCAUACAUUUUGCUUAGUGGCCAUUCACCAUUCAAAGGCCAUGAUUCACAAGAAACGGCUGAAAAUGUUGUUUUCGUCAGAUACCUUUUCGAACGUUUAUAUCCACGAGUUACACAAGAAGCAAUUCGAUUUUUGUUGUCUGUUUUUAAAUUAACACCACAUAAACGACCCACAAUCGAAGAAUGUUAUGAAAGCAAAUGGUUAUUACCGAAUGAAUUUAUGAUGAAAAAACGUGAAGCAGCAUUGUUUGACACGAAUCAAAUGCAAAUAUUUACAAAACAAUUUAUGGAUGAUAAAUCUUCAUCAAAGCAUUCUCGUUUACUUGAUUUGAUUGGAUUGAAUGAAUGAAUGAAUGAUCAUCUAUUUUUCAUCAGAUAAUCAUCAACUUUAUAGCUAUUGCUCAAUCAACAAAAAUCUGUGAAUGAAUGUACGUUAUCAUUAUUUUUUUUGUAUAACCUUACCCAUCUUUAACCAUACACACACACACACCACCGAUUAUUUAUAACUCUUUUUCUCUAAAUCUAAACCAUUAAUAUCAUCAAUUGAAUGAUAAUGUAUAACCAAUAUCUAUCUAUAGUGUACGGUAUUUUCUAGUCAGAAAAAAACAAACAAACAAACAAAAACAAAACAGAC